AUGUCGUCACAAGUUUUAUCGAAAACUACAGUGGCCCCGAAUUCUAAUGGUUCUACUAGUCUUACGGAAAGGAAAUCCGAUAAUGAUACCACGGCAAUGCACGCUACUUCGGAGGUGUCGCCACCUCAAGUUUUAUUGAAAACUGCAGUUGCUUUGGUUUCUAACGGUGACGGAAAUUGUUACGAAUGUAACAUUUUAUUCGAUGAAGGAGCACAGAGAACAUUUAUUUGCCAAAGAUUCGCAAACACGUUGGAUUAUAUAUCGUUAGGAGUCGAGGAACUUCACAUAACUGGAUUCGGUGAUAAGAAGCUAGUCAGACAUGUGGAGAAAAUUCGUAUUGAUGUACAUACUCAAGACCACCACAGCAUUAAUAUGGAAACUGUUAUUGUACCGGAAAUAGCAGCUCCGAUUGAAAUGUGUAUGAAGGACGUUUGCAAGCUACCGUACAUCAGGAAUUUGAAGUUAGCACACCGUAUACCUGUCAACGACAAAUUCGAAGUUCAAUUAUUAAUCGGCGCGGAUUACUACUGGAGUUUUGUGGAAGACAAUGUUAUACGCGGCAAUGGCCCGAUUGCCGUCAAAUCAAAGUUAGGAUAUCUUCUAUCCGGACCUACAAACAGGAAAUCUACAUACCAAGGAGCGUCAACGGCUGCGUUGCGUAUCUUAUCACAUCGAGAAAAUGUGGAAUACGAUUUGGAAAGGUUCUGGAAAUUGGAGACGUUAGGCAUAUCGACAGAAGAAAACGACGAAAGUAUGGAUGCGAAAAUUAAGCAUUAUCAAGAAAAUAAUAUAUACUUCCGGGACAAUAAAUAUUAUACAAUUUUGCCAUGGAAAAAUGAAUAUCCGGAACUACCAACAAACGAGAACAUUGCAAAAAUGAGAACAGCAAACGUUGUGAAGUGCCUAGCGAGAGAGCCAAAAAUGCUAGAAAUAUACGGAGAUAUCAUUAGAGACCAAGAGAGUCGUGGUUUUGUGGAAAAAGUGCCUACAGAAGAAAUUUCUACUAAAAAACAGAUACAUUAUAUUCCUCACCAUCCAGUGAAAAAAGAUUCCAUCACAACGCCGAUACGGAUAGUUUAUGACUGUAGUUGUAGACAAGAUGGCUCAUCACCAAGUCUGAAUGAUUGUCUAUCAUCUGACCCACCUAUCCUGAACGAGUUAACGGGAAUUUUGACACGUUUUCGCGCAAAGAAAUACGGAAUUUCAACGGACAUCGAAAAGGCGUUUCUUCAAAUAAAUCUGGACGAGAACGACAAAGAUGUGACUAGAUUUUUCUGGUUGGAAAAUCCACGAAAUCCAAACAGUGCACUCAUUGCGUAUAGAUUUAGAUUUGUUUUAUUUGGAGCAACUUGUUCGCCAUUCAUAUUGAGUGCAACACUGAUGAAACACGUUUCAGAUAAUCCUUCGGAAACAGCGGAUACCAUACAACGGGACAUUUAUGUUGACAACAUACUAACAAGUGUUAACACAGAAGAUGAUGCUCGGAAAUUUUUUCACGAAUCGCGAAAAUUGUUGUCCGACGCUGGAUUUAACUUACGUUCUUGGGCCUCCAACAGCACAGUUCUUCAAGAAACAGCGAAAACAGAAGCAGUUAUUGAUCAAGACUUAGAGACAAAAAUUCUUGGAAUGCGAUGGGAUCCAGAACAGGACAUACUAACAUUUGCUAAGAAAGUCAGUAACACAGAGUCAAGAUUUAUCAGCAAGCGUGAAAUACUACGUCAAUCAUUAUCUAUAUUUGACCCACUUGGACUUCUCGGACCGGUUACGAUAAGGGCAAAACUGUUGAUGCAACAACUUUGGAAGCAAAAACUGUCAUGGGAUGAGAUAUUACCGAAACACAUACAUUCGGAAUGGAUUGAUAUGUCACGAGAUAUACAAUCGGCAUUAGCGGAAACUAAACUCCCUCGACAUUUUUUCAACGAAUCGACUCAAAAUCACCCAUCUACGCUACAUGUGUUCGUGGAUGCGAGUGAAAUAGCAUAUGGAGCGUGUGUGUAUAUUUACAACGGAGAAAAUGCAACAUUGAUAAUAGCAAAAAACAGGGUUGCGCCUUUGAAAAACAUCACUCUUCCUAGGCUGGAACUGAUGGCCGCUGUCAUAGGAGCCAGAUUAGCAAACAAUGUUCAACAAAGUAUAUGCCUAGAUUUGAUUCAGUAA
Ostrea edulis (European flat oyster) is the source of this 2157-nucleotide messenger RNA. RefSeq lists its product as uncharacterized. Gene Ontology annotation, molecular function: aspartic-type endopeptidase activity. The record is from RefSeq and is a predicted model, not a curated record. Lineage: Eukaryota; Metazoa; Mollusca; Bivalvia; Ostreida; Ostreidae. The transcript has a single exon. Bases 1 to 2157 code for a protein of 718 amino acids. Gene Ontology annotation, biological process: proteolysis.